UGGUCCGGGGUGUAGUGGUUAACUCAUUUGCCUUGCAUGUGAAAGGUUCCCGGUUCGUUUCCGGGAGGAAACACAAACCCAGCCUCAGAGUGUUAUAAGCUAAUGUACUCUCAAGUGCUGGUCCCAGCCCAAAGGAAGGGCAUCCGCGCGUAAUAGUCAAAAUACGCGGAUCUAUUUGCUGUGGCGAUCCCUUGGGAAAUAAGCGAGCAGGCGAAAGUACCUUCUUUCUGUUGCUGUGUGUAUUUGUACGUCAUUAUAAAAACCUCAGUGGUGUCCAACUAAGCAGACUUUGCGUAGUUGACAACGCAUGCAGACAUAAAAGUAACGCUUUAUUUAGCUAUUAGCAGUUUGGUUUUGUCUUAACCAUAGACUGUCUAUAACGUGUUAAGAUGAUUUCACUGCCACAGCAGGCAGACUUAGAAAGCAGCAGCUGUUCUCAGAUGCCAGGGUAAACACUAGAUACUUGGUCCCACGAAGAUUUCUCCGGGCAGAUCGUCCCCCCCUUUGCAGUGAAAAUGCCAGCCGUGAUCCGGGAUAAAGAGGACUCUGAAUCCUCCUCAGAAGACGAGCAAGAAGACCAUCCCUGCAUCUCAUGGGGCAGCCUUAGCAAGACCAUCCCGAUUCUCCUCUUUGUCCCUGAAGCUGUUGUUUCAAAAGAUGGAAGCAUAUCUUCUGUUGGAGAACGAUAUAAUAUGGCCUUCAAGAUCGUGCGCACAGAGAGCCGCCUGGUACGAGAAAUACUCACCAAUCACGGAUUCCAUGAGGUUCACCCAAACAGCAAUGACUUCAACCUCAUGUGGACAGGGUCUCACCUCAAGCCUUACGUACUACGCAGCCUUCAAGACUUCCAGAAGGUCAACCACUUUCCCAGAUCGCACGAACUGACACGCAAAGACCGUCUCUAUAAAAACAUCCAGCGAAUGCAGCAGACUCAUGGCUUCAAAAACUUCCACAUUGUUCCUCAGACCUUUGUGCUUCCCGCCGAGUACCAGGAAUUCUGCAAUUGCUUUGCCAAGGACAAGGGCCCGUGGAUAAUUAAACCAGUAGCAUCUUCAAGAGGACGAGGUAUCUACUUGGUUAGCAAUCCAAAUCAGAUUUCCAUGACUGAAAACAUUUUGGUGUCUCGGUAUAUUAAUAACCCACUACUCAUCGAUGGGUUCAAGUUUGACGUUCGUUUGUACGUGUUGGUAACGUCUUACGAUCCUCUCCUCGUCUAUGUGUAUGAGGAAGGCCUGGCUAGAUUUGCCACAGUUAAGUAUGACAGGACUUCAAAGAGCAUCAAGAACACAUUCAUGCACCUCACCAACUACAGUGUGAACAAAAAGAGCAGUGAUUAUGUCAGUUGCGAUGACCCCGAAGUUGAGGAUUAUGGGAACAAAUGGAGUAUGAGUGCAGUGCUGAGGUAUUUGAAGCAGGAGGGGAAGGACACCACAUCGCUGAUGAAACAAGUUGAGGACCUCAUUGUCAAAGCUGUGCUGAGCGCUGAGCUACAGAUCGCCACCGCCUGCAAGACAUUUGUUCCUCACAAGACAAACUGCUUUGAACUGUAUGGUUUUGAUGUGCUCAUUGACUCCAACCUCAAACCCUGGUUGUUAGAGGUGAACCUUUCUCCCUCCCUAGCCUGUGAUGCUCCCUUGGAUCUAAAGAUAAAGGCCAGCAUGAUUGCAGACAUGUUUUCACUUGUGGGCUUUGUGUGUCAGGACCCCCUGUCGAGACAGCCUCGCUCUGACCAAAGAACACAGCGACAGAGGCCGACGUCAACCAACAUCUCAGAAACUGAGGGUCUUAAAGACAAGCGAGGAGCUAAGCACGGCCAAGGAGACAGCACUCUGAACCUAACUGUUGAGGAGAUCAGAGUGCUACGGAGGAUAAAGGAAGAGUAUGAAAGACGAGGAGGUUUCAUUAGGAUCUUCCCCACCACGGAUACAUGGGAGCUCUAUGGAGGAUAUCUGGAGUCCAAGACAUCAAUGAACUUCGUGUUGGCGAACAGACUUUUCCAUGGAAGGAAUGUGAACGGGAAUGUGCAGCUGCAGGUGGACGUGGUCCAUGGCUGUCACGUUGUCCAGUAUGAGAGGAAGCUGCUGUCUCUGGAGGCACGAAAGAGGAGACAGCGCCACCUGACUCAUGGCUCUGCAGCAAGGAAGAAAAAAUCGGGGAAGGAAUCCAAGGCCUCCCUGACUGAGAACAGCAGUCAGGAGGGAGAGGAGUGUGCUCAGGAGGAGGUGAAACAAGUUCUUGAGCCAGUCUCACACAAGGCUUUGGUAGCAGAGCAAAGAAAACAAGUGGCCACACCACUGGAGCAAUGCCACAGUAAGGCUCAGUCCAGCUCAGAGGCAGCCGUGCACAAUGCCAGCCCUACAGUCAACCUGCUCAACAUCCUUCAACAGGGCUGGGAACUCAGCAAAGUGCAGGCUCGCAUUGCUUUUUCCUCAUACCUGCAGCGAGUCCAGCAAAGACUGUUAGCAGAAAGCAGAGACAACACCAUCUCAGCUUGGCCCGACAAUGACAACGAUCAAAUGGAGCUGGUGAUUCGCUUUCUGAGAAGAGCAGCCAGUAACCUUCAACAAGACAUAAAGGUAGUCUUGCCCAGUCGACAGUUACCAAACCAAGACCGCAGACGCAUCCUGUCCCAUCAGUUAGGGGAGUUUAUCCACUGUUACAACAAGGAAACUGAACAUAUGGUGAAAAAGCAGGAGAUCAGUAAGGAGGAGCAUUGUGUUAAUCCUAAAGUGUUUCAAGAGUACAUCAGUGCAGCCAGUGAAAACGACCUGGAGGAAGUACUGACAUUCUACACACAGAAAAAUAAAUCGGCCACCGUCUUCCUAGGAACAAAAGUCAGAGGCAUUAAGAAAGAUGUUCGUGAAGUAAAUGCCUCAAGAGAUUCAGGAAACUGUGAUAAUUCUAAAUCUUUGGCCAUGGAAGCGGAUUCAGAGUUGUCGCUCCUAACAGGGAAAGUCAGCUCCGACUCAGACAUUAAGGCCACUGAUGGUCAGCCUGCUUUUUGUAUGCUGCCUGAAGACAUACAGGCUGAGGUAAGAAUGGUUAAAACCCAGCCAGAAAUCCAGUCGUCUCAACACCGCUCCAGUUUUCCUGUGACCUUAGACUGCACGCACAAUCAUCUGCAGCACUGCUCUCCUGCAUCCCUGCCUCUUCACUGUCCACCGCCGCCUCCACCUCCUCAGCCACCAUCUUAUGCACAGUCCUUGGCAAAGUCUCACCUCUGCCAUUCUGAGAGUCUUUCUGACCCUCCCGCAUACACCUCUGCCCAUGUGGUCACGCAACCUCCAAGGGUCAUGUGGACGGCUGCGCCCACGGGCUCAAACGCGGCGACUACAGGGCCAUCGACGCAGGUGCUCAGAAGAAUUCAGUCCUUUACCUCAUCCAUGGCUGGCUCUGCAGCGGCCUCGUCCGUCCCAAGUGCCACACACAUCUAUAGCCAGAAACUCUCUAGACCCACAUCUGCAGGCCAAGUGAUCAGGAGGAGCACUUCCAGUAAGCUCAAGUCAAACUCAGUGGGAGCUUUCAGGGAGUUGAGCACUCUGACCGCCCAGGCCCAGUCCAACCAGCAGGCCUUCAUCUCAGCCCUGCAGAAACUGGCAGACAAGCAGGUUGCUCGCCACUAUGCCAGCUCCAGUCACAUCAACCUGCUGACACAACAUUUGACCAACCUGAACCUGGCGAACAAGAUGCUGAACAGAGAGAGCUUCACACUGAACCCUAAAGCUGCUACAAUCCAAGGACCAGUGAGAGCUGUUCACCCUGAAACAGAUCUACCGAACAGCACUGGCCACAGGCCACUAAAGGAAGAGGAUUGGCAGAUGCACAAUGACUACAGCCUGGUGAGAGGGGUGACACCCAAGCAGCACUACCAGCCCACCCAAGGGAGCUACCAGCUUCAGUUUGCUAUUCAGCAGUUGCAGCAACAGAGACUUAAGGCUCAUCAUCAAUUUCUGGACCAGACCCGCUGCGGACAUCAGGCUCAAUUUCCAGACCAGACACCACAUAGCCAAGCUCUCACAAAAUCAUCCAGCUGCCCUCCUUCCAGCUUUCACACUCUGCCCAAUCAAAGCCAUGGCCUAAGCCAUAUCCAGACCUGUGUUAGCCCAGCUCUUGCUCCAAAGCCACCCAGCGGUGCCCGAGAGGGACAAGUCAGGAAAACGACUGCAAAGCGUCUCGUCAAGCAGAUGUCCUCAGAGAGUUCAGCCAGUGGAAGCGUUGCCAGCAGCAAGCAGGUGGUCUACGAGGCCAUCUGCGGUAAAACAGGUCUUUCUGCAUACCGCAAGCUGUUCCAGGAUCAGGAGCCCACUCACAGAUGACAAGAAGGCGACCAGAGGCACGUCCUGCCACUCUGCAGGCCUGACAGGUGUCUCUGCAUGUAACUGCAUCUCACAGAGGUUUAUUCUGGGACGGGACAACAGAUAAAAGUAUGCCACACAUCGAACAGGGUCCUAUUAAUUUCUCAAUGAUACAGCCACAGACAUGCAAGAGGAUAGUCUGCCAGGCCAGAAAUGCCCGGCUUUGACGCAGGUCGGGAUUUUGUUGCGCAGCUCCACCCCCUCCCCUCAUCGCCCUUGGCUACAAUCAGUCCAUAUCCCACAGUGCCCGCCCUCAUUCUCUCCAUGCUAUUGAUGCCACAGGAAGAUUUCACUGACAGAUAGCCUUCAGCAGAUGGUUCUUCAAGCCCUGUUGGUAUUUUAACUACAGGAUUCGUUGUUUUAUUCUGUACUCAGGCAGUAGCAUGUCCACCACAACCAUGCGUGCACAUUUUUCUUCUUUUCUCUUUUUCUUUUUCUUUUUAAAAAUACAGGUGAUAUGAGGGUUUUGGUAAUGAGAGACCUCUUUUAAGUUUUUGACAAGCAUUGUUGAGCCCGCAUGAGCAACUUCUCAUUUUACAGUCAUGAAUGAUAAGUGUGCAGAGAAGUUUCUUUCAUGUGUGGCUUUUCCAGCAUUAGACACUCCUGACUCCCACUCCUUGCUGGAAGCCAAACAGUUGCCAAAUCCGACUCCUCUGCCUUUACGACCCGAGGACAUGUUAAGCAUAGCACCCUUUUUCUUGUGAGCUUGAUAAUAAAACGUGAUUGUAUUAAUGUUGUUGCCUUGUUUGUAUCUACAAAGAUGACACAACAGGGAUGUUCAGGUUUUAUGUAAAGAAUGCAGUCGGCUUGUGAUUAUUCCUGUAAACUGUUGAGAUGUUGAUAUUGUUUUUCUGGAUGGACCAAAUUCAUUAUUUUGGAUUUUUUUUUUAUAAAUUUUUGUCAUUAUAUCAGUAUUUAUGUAACCUUUUUGGCCCAUUUCUGUAGAUCAAAGCAUAACAUAAAGAGGAACAGACUGAUAAUGAAUGCCGAUGCUGCACCGGGAGGCCAGCAUCCUCACAGAUAUUCUGUGGCUUGGGACCAUAUAGUGAGUUCACUCAGGGGUGUGUUUAUUUAAAAAAAAAGAAGAAGAAGAAGAAGGAGAAGAACAUGUGAGGUAAAGGUCAGCAGUAAUACCGUGUGUUUAUAAUAACUUUGUCUGAAAUACUUGAAUUUUGUGCAUGAUUUUCUCACAUCAGCUGAUGACUAUCACCUGGGUGAGUCUGCACAGAUUGUAGUUUUCAAUGCAGUACAACAGGUCAACUGUUUUAAUAUGUAACUUGACGGUGAAUGUUUUUGUAAAACGUGCUCUUUGACGUUAAAUGUCAUGUUGUGAAGUCCUAACUAUUAAAGCCAGAACUCCCAAUAGCAAGAUCCAAAUCGGUGUGUAAUGUAACGUGGUGACACAGCUUGGUUUACAACGUAAAGAAAAGAAAAAUGAGAUGAAAAACAACUCCUUUCCUCUAAGAGUAAAUAUUUAUGUUUUAUUAAUACAGUUAACAGUAAUUUGCUCAUACAGGUGUCCCCUCUUGGAUUUUCCCUUUAUAGCUAAUGUCUUUUGUAUUUAAUUCCCGUAUUAAGAAAAAUACAAAGAGGCCACUAGGAUGAGUAAAUCACUGUAUGGGAUGUGAGUUUUUGAGACAUGCUUAGAAAACAUAAACAUUUACUACAGGUUGUUUUUCUUUCUGUUUAUUUUCCAUAUGGGCUGUACCAUGUCAUAAUGUCUUUUGACUGUUUACAAUAUGCAUGGAAAUGUAGUAUUUUUGGGACCAGUUAGGCUGUUUGUAGCAAACAAAAUUGAAAUUAAUACUUGGGAAGCAUUAAAAAAUAUGAUGACUGUGA
Oreochromis niloticus (Nile tilapia) is the source of this 6194-nucleotide messenger RNA. It is a transcript of the gene ttll5, whose product is annotated as tubulin tyrosine ligase-like family, member 5. NCBI's taxonomy places the organism in Eukaryota, Metazoa, Chordata, Actinopteri, Cichliformes, Cichlidae. The coding region runs from base 516 to 4316 and encodes 1266 amino acids. The record is from RefSeq and is a predicted model, not a curated record. Gene Ontology annotation, biological process: protein polyglutamylation; microtubule cytoskeleton organization. The transcript is spliced from 31 exons. Gene Ontology annotation, cellular component: ciliary basal body. Gene Ontology annotation, molecular function: tubulin-glutamic acid ligase activity; tubulin binding.